Brassicogethes aeneus is the source of this 721-nucleotide messenger RNA. NCBI's taxonomy places the organism in Eukaryota, Metazoa, Arthropoda, Insecta, Coleoptera, Nitidulidae. The record is from the annotation of a GenBank genome assembly.
AAAAGACAUGAGAUCCAUUUUGCUGACUUUCUGCCUUAUGGGGCUGACUAUGGCCCACCCCCAGGGUUAUAACUAUCCAAAACAAACCAGUGGCGGUGCAUUCCAGUCAGAAAUCAAAGGGGAAGAGGGUUAUUCCAAGGAGACCCCCAGCGGUCCCGUUUUCGACAACGAAAUCAAAUCCCCUGUUGUGGCCCCUGCUGAAGAAGCCACCUCCGCUUCACUUCCUGUACAGAUUUUCAAGCACGUUUACGUCCACGUGGCCCCCGACGAACCCGAGCAAAUCCAACCGAAAGUGAAAGUAACUCCAGUAGCCCCCCAGAAGCAUUACAAGAUUAUUUUCGUUAAAGCCCCAGACCCACCGACCUAUGUAGCCCCAGUAAUCCCCUCCCAAGUCCAAGACGAAGAAAAAACCCUUGUGUACGUGUUGGUGAGGAGGCCCGACGCCGCUGACGACAUCGUAGUCCCGACCCCGGCUCCAACUAAACCAAGCAAGCCGGAAGUGUUCUUCAUCAAAUACAAAACCCAGAAGGAAGAGAAGCAGGAGGUGGUGAAUACUGAAGCGCCAAAGGUAGAAAAACCGGUGACGGAUUCGUACAAAGGUAGCUUAUCAAGCGGCCCUGCAAGAGGAGCCGCCAAAUAUGGACCACCAAGUAGAAAGUACUUGCCACAAAAGAAAAGGUACUGAGAAUUCCAAUCCACCGCAAAUGGUCGCCAAGUGUAC